Astyanax mexicanus (Mexican tetra) is the source of this 2141-nucleotide messenger RNA. It is a transcript of the gene dus3l, whose product is annotated as dihydrouridine synthase 3-like (S. cerevisiae). Gene Ontology annotation, molecular function: flavin adenine dinucleotide binding; tRNA dihydrouridine synthase activity; metal ion binding. The record is from RefSeq and is a predicted model, not a curated record. The coding region runs from base 132 to 2054 and encodes 640 amino acids. Gene Ontology annotation, biological process: tRNA processing. NCBI's taxonomy places the organism in Eukaryota, Metazoa, Chordata, Actinopteri, Characiformes, Acestrorhamphidae. The transcript has 15 exons.
ACUAAAAUCUUCUGUAAAGAUGAGGGUAGGAACUAAAGCGCGCGGGAGCGGUUUCGACCCGGACACUUUUGGGAGUAACGGAGCCGCAGAGACACGCGCGCGCGGAGGAUUAAAGAGGAAUAAAGUGCAGGAUGGACCCGGGUUCUGAAGGUACUGAAAGUCCGGCAGCAGUUCAGGAGAAAGGAGAAGCAGCGCUGAAAACACAGUUCAUCACGACUCGAGACAAGUUUCAUGAGUAUCUGGCGUCUGAAGGUCAGAAAGGUGAUGGAGAGGAACCUGCAGAAACCUGUACCGAGGAGGAGAACGGCUCUCUGGAGGAACCGUCCGCAGAACCCGAGCUGAAGAAGAGGAAAGCAGAAGAUGAGACGGAGAAGGAGGAGGGUAGAAAAGACAGGAAGAAGAUGAAAGGCCAGAACAAGUCCCGCCCCCACAUGAAGCCUCAUAGUUACGAGGACCGCCGGCUGUGUCCUUCCAUCAUUCAGGAGCGAGAUGAAAAGUGCUUCUACGGCGAUAAGUGUAAGUUCCUUCACGACGUGGCAGACUACUUGUCCACCAAACCGGCAGAUGUGGGCGAGAGAUGCUACCUGUACGACACCUUCGGCAGGUGCAUGUACGGAAUCACCUGCAGGUUCGCCGGCGCUCACACCGGACCCGAGUUCAAGAACCUGGUGAAGGAGCUUUGCAGUUCCCUGGACAAGAAAGAGACGGUCAGGAACAACCUGGACAAGGACCUCCAGAGACGACUGAGGAAGAGACAGGUGGACUUCAGUGGCGCUGAGGCGUACCUGAAAAGCAUCGGGGUGGGGAAGGGGAAAGGUGGAGGACAUGGGAAGAAGUCUGGAUCAGAGAACAGCGCUGAGACCCGGUGUGGGCAACAGGAGGAAACGUCUCCUGGCGAUCUGAAGACAGAGGAUGCUAAGGUACCCCUUGUGAAGACCAUUGGACCACUCACAGAUGCUGAUAUCAUCAAACUCCGCCCAUGUGAGAAGAAACAGGUACAGGUGGAUUUCAGAGACAAGCUGUACCUGGCUCCACUGACUACAUGUGGGAACCUGCCGUUUCGGCGAGUGUGUAAGCGGUUUGGAGCUGAUAUCACCUGUGGGGAGAUGGCCAUGUGUACCAACCUGCUGCAGGGUCAGGCCUCGGAGUGGGCACUGCUGAAGAGACACCACACCGAGGACCUGUUCGGAGUUCAGCUGGAGGGAUGCUUCCCCGACACCAUGACCAGAUGUGCCGAGCUGCUCAACCAGAACAUCGACGUGGACUUCGUGGACAUAAACUCCGGCUGCCCUAUAGACCUGGUGUACAAGAAGGGUGGAGGGUGUGGCCUGAUGACCAGAACCAGUAAGUUUGAGCAGAUCGUCAGAGGAAUGAACUCUGUUCUAGACGUUCCCCUGACGGUGAAGAUCCGGACCGGAGUUCAGCAGAACUGUAACGUCGCUCACAAACUGAUCCCUGAGCUGAAGAAGUGGGGCGUGUCCAUGAUCACACUGCACGGUCGUUCUCGGGAGCAGCGCUACACUAAACUGGCGGACUGGGAUUAUAUCGACUCCUGCUCCAAACUGGCCAGCCCUGUACCCUUGUUCGGUAAUGGAGAUAUUCUGUCGUAUGAAGAUGCUCUGAAAGCGAGGGAGACGGGAGUGUCGGGGAUAAUGUUGGCCAGGGGUGCUCUGAUAAAGCCGUGGAUCUUUACGGAGAUAAAGGAGAGGAGACACUGGGACAUUUCCUCCGGGGAGAGACUGGACAUCCUGAAGGACUUCACCCACUACGGCCUGGAGCACUGGGGCUCCGACACCCAGGGGCUGGAGAGAACCCGCACCUUCCUGCUGGAGUGGCUCUCCUUCACCUGCAGGUAUAUCCCGGUGGGUCUGCUGGAGCGAGUCCCGCAGAAGAUAAACGAGCGUCCUCCGUUUUACCUGGGCAGAGAUUACCUGGAGACGCUGAUGGCCAGUCAGCACGUAGGAGACUGGGUUAAGAUCAGUGAGAUGCUGCUUGGACCAGUGCCGAAAAACUUCAGCUUCCUCCCCAAACACAAAGCCAACGCCUACAAAUAACAGAGCAGGAGCUGGACCUGUGUGUGUGUGUGUGAGAGAGCUGAUUGGUGAAUAAAGAUCGACUCUUAAUAAAGUUAUUUAAAUGUA